UCGUUUGUAAACGUUGCACCUCAUUCCUAACUCGGACAAAUACCUACAGGUUGGAUUGCUGUCACGUCGUUUGUGGAGACUGCGUGGAAUUUCUUCCUGUUCGAGUUGACGCACUAAUGCUCUACGAAUGUCCUGUUUGCAAAGAAUAUGGCCUCCCUAUCAAACUUUAUGGCUAAAUCUUCCUGAUUCCAUUGUAGUUUACCCUCGUAGUUAUAGGAUUUGCUUUGCGUUUUGUAGUUUGCCAGCGUAGUGUAGAAUUAGCUUUGCGCAUUGUAGUCUUUCGUUUUGUAGUUUCCCAAGGUAGUGUAGUAUUUUUAAAUUAAUGCAUGCUUAUUCCUCCCAAAAAAUGUUUGCGCUAAUCAAGUACGUGGAAGAUUCUGUAAUCCAUGUAUGCUCAACAAAGGACAUUAAACAAUAUGGACAUCAGAAGUUAGCAAGGUGGUGCGACGGGCAUUUUUAUCUAUCAACUAUAAUCUGUUAUAAUGAUAAUCGAAAGAUUCUGGAAGAUAUUCGAGAGAACUUGGUGCACCGUUCACCCAUAGUUGCAUUAUAUUCCGACAAACAACAAGGAGAUGAAGUUUCUGUUGCCAACAUGAUACAACAUGAUAAUUCAUUUAAACGUCGUUUAAUGCUUACUGCUGCAGACAAAACAAAUUUGGUGAAAACCUGCAGGAACAAGGACAAUAACUUUACAGAAACCGCUCUCCUUAAUAAGGCUACACAAGAAGGUGUAUCUAGUUCCCUGCCAUCUUCUUUAACAAAACACAGUAGUAACUGUUCCUCUGAAAUUGGUUUGGUAACUGAUGCUUUCACUACAUCGCCACCUGACAGUCUAACUACAUUAAUUCCCCUCGAUCCGACUAGUCCCUCCACUUAUGAUGCAGAAAAUGGAUCCGUGGAAAUAAUUUCCAGAACCCGAGUAAACAUUUCCCCUGAUAUUAUUCGUUUUACCGAAGAAAAUAGACAGUAUGAUAUUAAUACUAAUUUUUCUACUGCAUCUAUGGACCGUUUGCUUUGUCACAACGAACCAUUAGUUAUUGAGGGCAAAGUAGUAGAUUACUCUAAUGAUUAUUUUGAAAUGAAUGACGUGGACUUGCAAGACGGUGUCAUUGCGAAUGUAUCACAUCCCGUACAAAACACCUGGAAUCUUCCUAGUGAUUUGGAAGACGCAACUUUUAUUAAUGGAGAAACGAAUGUCAUGGACUUGCAAGACACUGUCAUUGCGAAUGUAUCGCAUCCCGUACAAAACACCUGCGAUGUUUUUAUGGAUUUGGAAGACGCAACUUUUAUUAAUAGAGAAACAAAUGUCAUGGACUUGCAAGACACUGUCAUUGCGAAUGUAUCACAUCCCGUACAAAACACCUGCGAUGUUUUUAUUGAUUUGGAAGACGCAACUUUUAUUAAUAGAGAAACAAAUGUCAUGGACUUGCAAGACACUGUCAUUGCGAAUGUAUCACAUCCCGUACAAAACACCUGCGAUGUUUUUAGUGGAAGACGCAACUUUUAUUAA
Molecule: messenger RNA, 1510 nt
Organism: Photinus pyralis (common eastern firefly)
Lineage: Eukaryota; Metazoa; Arthropoda; Insecta; Coleoptera; Lampyridae
Exons: 3
Coding region: 323-1510 (395 amino acids)
Source: RefSeq, a predicted model, not a curated record